CAGCUCCGGGCUCAGAUGAGUGAUCUCCUGGUUCCUCCUCUGUUCGAUCUGUACUUCUCGGUGUGAGGAUCCAGAACCCUGGUGGUCUGUGGCUCGAGGUGUGAGGAUCCAGAACCCUGGUGGUCUGUGGCUCGAGGUGUGAGGAUCCAGAACCCUGGUGGUCUGUGGCUCGAGGUGUGAGGAUCCAGAACCCUGGUGGUCUGUGGUGGUCUGCAGAGGAACCCGAGUGGGAACCAGUCCAGCAGCACCGCAGCAGCUUCCCACGGACUGAUCUCCCAGCAGGGGGCGUGGGUUGGGUCGUUCGUCCAAGGGGUACCACUCAUUCCCACACUCCCCCCUCUCCUCCUCCUCCUCCUUCUCCUCCUCAGUGAGCAGCAUCCUGGGCAGGUCCUCUGCUCCUCUCGCUCCUGCAGCACCAGGGCUCAGUCAGAAUCCGACCAUGCGCCAGAGCAGGAGCCAGGCUCUGCGCCCCCGGCUGUGCGCCCUGGAGAAGGGGGACAACGGGUACGGGUUCCACCUCCACGGGGAGAAGGGUAAGACCGGCCAGUUCAUCCGCCUGGUGGAGACCGACAGCCCGGCGGAGACCUCCGGGCUGCGCGCCGGGGACCGCCUGGUGUUCGUCAACGGAGAGGACGUGGAGACCGAGUCCCACCAGCAGGUCGUGUCCCGGAUCCGAGCCACCCCGGGCCGCCUGGAGCUGGUGGUGGUGGACCCGGACACGGAGCAGCUGCUGAAGAGGCACAGCAUGAAGUGUCUGAAGGAGUAUGUGACCGAGGGGGUCCCGGUGCAGCUGGAUGAAGAGGAGGAGGAGGAGGAGGUGGAGGAGGAGGUGGUGGAGGAGGUGAGGGAAGAGGUGGACGGGAUGGUUGGUGAGGAGAAGCGGGAGCAGGCGGAGGAAGAAGAGGAGGAAGAGGAGGUGGUUGUGAGGGUGGAGGAGCAGCAGCAGCAGCAGGAGGAAGAGGAGGAAGAGGAGGUGACACCCAGGGAAUCCACGAAGACUAACGGGGAAAUCCACGAGCACGUCGAGAAGAAGCUGAGCAUCAGCUCUGAGAAGGAGGUGUGCACCGACCUGCGGCCGCGGCUGUGUGUGAUCCAGCGAGCGUCUAACGGAUAUGGCUUCAACCUGCACAGCGAGCGGGCGCGGCCGGGCCAGUACAUCCGAGCCGUGGAUGAGGACUCUCCAGCAGAGAGGGCAGGCGUGCUGGCAAAGGACAGAAUAGUACAGGUGAACGGCAUGUUGGUGGAGGGGAAGACGCACUCACAAGUGGUGGCCGCCAUUAAAGCCGGCGGGAAUGAGACCCGGCUGCUGCUGGUGGACGCCGACACAGACGCCUUUUUCAAGAGGUGCAGAGUAUCCCCCACCGUGGACCACCUGACCGGUCCGCUGCCAGAGCCUGUCACUAAUGGAGGAAUGGAGGAGAAGGUGAACGGCAGCCGGUCCAACGGGGCAGAGAGGGACUCCAAGGUGUCCAUCAGUCCUUCUCCGUCCAGCGCCUCCUCCAACACCUCCCUCACAACCCUGCCCGCAAACACCCCACCUGAGGGUUUGAUGCCCGGUGCCAUCCCUGCUCUCAACCUGAGUCUGCAGCAGGUCAAAGAACUCGCCCACCAGAAACGAGCCAACAAGAAAGCGCCCCCUAUGGACUGGACCAAGAAAAAUGAACUCUUCAGCAACCUAUAGGGCACCUGACGCCACCUGACACACACACAAACACACACACACACACACACACUGACAUUUUUUAUCAUAGCGAUUCUUACAUUUUUAUUUUUAUUUUAAAGAAAUUAAAGGAGCAGUUUAACUAUUGGCAGCAGAUACAAUUCAAAGCCAUUUUGUAAAAUAUAGUAUUCUUCUUAUUACUCUCCAUGUUAUUAUAACCCAGAUAUUAUCGUUUGCUACUAACAAUGAAAGAUGCAUAUGCCAAUGAAAGAGAACUGGACCACGGUGAGAGUGUGUAUGUGUGGGUGCAUGUCGCUAUUUAUGCCCUGUGAAUAUGUUUCCUCUAUCUCUAUCUCUUUCUGUGUGUGUGUGUGUGUGUGUGUGUGUGUGUGUGUGUGUGUGUGUGUGUGUGUGUGUGUGUGUGUGUGGACCCUGACCUCUGACCUCUGACCCCUGAUCUGAUGCCUGUGGAAACAAUCGUCGUGCUACGUUUAAUGACUGGCUCCUCUGACAUUAACAUUUGAAAACAUUGAAGGAUCAGACACAUUCGAUAAAACCAGACAAUCAUACAUCUCUUAUUCUCCCAACUGUUGGUUUAGGGAUCAAACAUGUGAUGUGAAAACUGAGAUUUGACUUUUUGAGUCCUUUUUUUAUUUACGCUAAUUACCUUUUCUUUUUUUUUAAAUCUCUAACAUGACAGGUAUUUUCAGAAUCAUUUUAAAUUUUUUACCGAUGGCUUUAAACUGGAAAGAACUACAUUUUAAAGUAGGUUAUUCUAUUGUGUAUAUAUCAUAUAUCAUGUAUAUUUUUCACUCUAUGAAAUGAAAGUGGUUUCAGUUGAAUCCUGUGUUGCUCCAAUGCCAUUAAAUCCACCUCUCAUCCCCACAUUGUCUGAAUUCCUGAUAUUUCAUCUUCUGAUUAAAUGUGAACUACCGUCUAUAAUGAGUAACUUAUACCGUCCUCACUUUGUCGUCACUGUGACACACACAUUUUUAGCGCAUGGAAGAUUUUUAUUGCUCUCUGAGAGAUUUUUUCCUAUCAAUGUCUUAAAAAGAAGAAUUGUGUAACUUUUCCAUUACAGAUUUCUACGUCUGCGCCUCACUAGAUUUUGUGCAUUGGACCAAUUUUGAGAAAAUGUAUAAUUUGGAAAUUGGAAUGAUUGAAUUAUAUGAAGAGUUAUUUUGCAGCUUGUGUGAGCGAUUUGUAUUCUGUAAUAAAUCAGUCAUCACAACAA
Limanda limanda (common dab) is the source of this 2894-nucleotide messenger RNA. RefSeq names its product Na(+)/H(+) exchange regulatory cofactor NHE-RF1-like. Bases 440 to 1681 code for a protein of 413 amino acids. The transcript is spliced from 6 exons. Gene Ontology annotation, molecular function: signaling receptor binding; protein-membrane adaptor activity. Gene Ontology annotation, cellular component: apical plasma membrane. Gene Ontology annotation, biological process: protein localization to plasma membrane. Lineage: Eukaryota; Metazoa; Chordata; Actinopteri; Pleuronectiformes; Pleuronectidae. The record is from RefSeq and is a predicted model, not a curated record.